Molecule: messenger RNA, 2196 nt
Organism: Suillus paluster
Lineage: Eukaryota; Fungi; Basidiomycota; Agaricomycetes; Boletales; Suillaceae
Product: putative 1-pyrroline-5-carboxylate dehydrogenase
Exons: 15
Coding region: 342-1844 (500 amino acids)
Molecular function (GO): aldehyde dehydrogenase (NAD+) activity
Source: RefSeq, a predicted model, not a curated record
AUAACUUUGAAUCCACGCCAUUCUCACGACACCGCCUGCGGCGGCUAGAGAUUGAUUCUCAACGUUAAUCGUACCAUGUGCUACUUGCAGUCCUAUCUCUGAUAACACGAACGGCGUGUACCAGUACUGGCACUCCUUCUAACUUAGUGGUGAUUUCAUUGCGACAGACUCCAAACUCAGUCUGGGACAAUAUUAUACCGGUGUGACGGUGCGUGCUGGAAGAAGAAGUCCGCUGUGCUGGAGAAGGCCUCCCGGCUCGACUUUGCCGGCGAUAAUCAGUUGCCAGAGUGUUAAGACUCAAUAAAAGCAUUGUCAACAACUCUAAUAACGUCACACCAACCAUGUCUUCCACUUUCACUUAUCAGUUUGACACACCAACCUACAAGGGCACGUCAACGGUCCCCACUGGCCUAUUUAUCAAUGGAAAGUUUGUUGAUCCCGUCGAGAAAGGCACGAUCGAGGUCAUAAAUCCGGUCAACGGAAAAGUCAUAACCUCGGUCGCAGCUGGCACUGCUGCAGAUAUCGAGAUCGCUGCUCAAGCUGCAAAGAAGGCCUACAAAGAGCGCUGGGGCUUGAAGGUACCUGGUGCGCAAAGGGGCAGGAUGCUCAACAAACUUGCAGACCUCCUCGAAGCCAACGCCGACGAAUUCGCUGCCUUGGAGGCUUUGGACGUAGGCAAAGCCUUCAACAUGGCCCGGAGGUCUGACGUUCCUGGAACUGUCGCUGUCUUGAGGUAUUACGCGGGAUGGGCGGAUAAGAUUCAAGGGAAAACCAUCGAGACGAACGAAAAUAAGAUGGCUUAUACGCGUCACGAGCCCAUUGGAGUCGUGGGCGCGAUCAUUCCCUGGAAUUUCCCUCUCUCGAUGCUGUCGUGGAAGAUCGGCCCAGCUCUAGCAGCGGGAAACACCGUCAUCCUGAAACCAUCUGAGCUGACACCAUUGACGGCGCUUCGUCUCUGUCCCUUACUUGUUGAAGCGGGCUUCCCUGAUGGCGUCAUCAAUAUCGUAAACGGAUACGGUAGUACCGCAGGUCAGGCCCUCAGUGAAAACAAUAUCGUCGACAAAGUAGCCUUCACAGGCAGCACUCUUACUGGACGCAAGAUCAUGGAAACCGCGGCCAAGUCCAACCUGAAGAAGGUCUCUCUUGAGCUUGGCGGUAAGAGCCCCAGUGUUAUAUUCGACGAUGUAGACCUAGAGCAGACGGUGAAGUGGGUCGCGCACGGAAUAUUCAUGAAUCACGGGCAGGCGUGCACCGCAGGUUCUCGCAUAUUCGUUCAAGCUGGGAUAUACGACGAAUUUUUGAAGAGGUUCACUGCACAUGCCUUGUCCUUAAAAGUCGGCGACCCAUUUGCACGAGACACUUACCAAGGUCCACAAGUUUCGCAGACACAAUUUGAGCGGAUCAUGGGAUACAUCAAAUCUGGUAAAGAGGACGGCGCAACCGUCCAUGUCGGUGGAGAACGCCACGGAGACCAGGGUUACUUUAUUCAACCGACUAUUUUCACGGAAUGCAAACCGACCAUGAAGAUCGUGCAGGAAGAGAUAUUCGGUCCUGUAGCCGCGAUCAUCAAGUUCACCACGGAAGAGGAGGCCGUUGAACAGGCAAACGAUACUCUUUUUGGCCUUGCCUGCUCUGUCUUUACCAGAGACAUAGACAGAGCGAUUCGAGUCGCGCAUAGCAUCGAAGCUGGUACCGCAUGGAUCAAUUGUCAUAACGUUCCCGAAGUGAACGUGCCGUUCGGUGGUUUCAAACAGUCAGGCAUUGGGCGUGAGCUUGGCGAAUAUGCUUUGGAACACUAUACCAAUGUGAAGGCUGUUCACAUUAACAUCGGACACCGUCUCUGAAAAGUAGACAUUCGCCAUACUUUGCACCCCCUAUUCUCCCGUGAUAUACGUUAAAAAGCUUGCGAUGACACAGUGUAUCUCUCCUGCUAUUUUGAAUGUAACAUACCAUUGCGCCUCUUUAAAAUCUGCGGAUUUAAUUUUAGCAACUCGUUGUAAAUUUGUCAGGGUCUCCUUCAAGAAUCAUGUGUGUGUGCAGGGCGAUGGGGUACUAUCAUUGAAUGUGGUUGUCGUACUAGUCCUGACUACAUAAGUACUGUAGUUCCCCUCCACACGCACCUUUACGGUUUUCUUUCUUUAUUCCUCAGGGGCGUUUGUUCCACUUUAGGAAAGCACCACCGAAUUUGACGUACUA